Dimorphilus gyrociliatus is the source of this 1714-nucleotide messenger RNA. The record is from the annotation of a GenBank genome assembly. NCBI's taxonomy places the organism in Eukaryota, Metazoa, Annelida, Polychaeta, Dinophilidae.
UAUGUCGAAUCGGAAGCUUCUCUCCUAUGAAAACGCGUAUGUGAAACAGCCACCACCUUAUAAAAAGACAGAUUUUCGAUUACAACUUUGGAAAAAUGAACGAAAAGAAUUAAGAUUGAAAGUAAGAAGAGAAAAUUUUCAUGUUGCUAGAGGCGAUAACCUAACGAAUGCUCCGGUAUCUGUCGACACAUCUAAAGCUAGAUCUAAUAGCGAUGUCAUUCGACUUUGUCUCAGGGAACUUGGUUGGAAUGAAAAGGAAACGGCGUCCAAAAAGAAAUCUCAUAUUUACUGGCAUAGCCUCUCCUAUGAAGAUAACGAUAAUAUACCUCCAGCUGCAAGAGUCAAUAAAUUUCCCGGAAUGAUAAAUUGUUUAAGAAAAAUAGCUCUAUCCAGAACACUUGACGUUAUGGCGCGUUUGUAUCCAACAAGCUACGAUUUUCAUCCACAAUCAUGGAUAUUACCUACCCAAUGGAGUACAUGGUUUGAAGAUUUUGAAAGAAAACCAUCCAUUUAUAUUGUAAAACCGAACGACGGUACUCAUGGAAAUGGAAUUUACUUGUUAACCGAUCCCAGACGCUACGACGUUGGGGGAAAUAGAAAGCAUAUUGUUCAAGAAUAUUUGUCAAAGCCCUUACUAUUAGAAGGCAAGAAGUUUGACUUAAGAAUUUAUGUCGUGAUUUCCAAUUUAGAGCCUUUAACUGUUCACGUCUGUCGAGAAGGUCUUGUUAGAUUGUGUACAGAAGAUUAUAGAUCACCGAAUACUUCUAAUUUGCACAAGGUUCACAUGCACCUGACAAACUAUUCACUGAACAAAUCCAGUCCAUCCUACGUUCACACGGACGAUGUAAACGACGGUAACAAGAGAACUGUUACAGCUUUAUUAAAAACUUUGAGGAGUUGCGGUUACGAUGUCACUAUGCUUUGGUCCAAUAUUGUUGAUGUUGCAGCAAAAACUGCCAUAUCUAUAGCCCCUCAACUGCAGGUAGAAUUGCGUGCAAUAACAGCACCUAGACCACAACCUUUUCAAAUACUCGGCUUCGAUCUACUUGUUCUGAAUAAUUUAAGUGUUUCGUUACUUGAAGUGAACGCCUGUCCAUCAUUGAGGAUUGAUUAUGAUCAGUCUAUUGCUCCUGGAAUAACUGAAACUAUACAUAGUGCCGUUGAUGAGGAAAUCAAGAAACCUCUUGUGCAAGAGACGCUCAAACUAGUAGCACCUCCUCACGCAAACGUCGAUUGUGAUGACACUAUUCUGGAAGAGGUCUUACCCUUGAGAGCUGACGAGUACAGGUGUUAUUGUAUAAUUGAUCGUAUUGUAAAGAUAUUCACAGCUAGUCUUGGAGUGAGGGCUACCCUACGCAUGAAUCAUACAGCUUUCAGGAAUUUUGCGCGAAGAUGUAAACUAACAGGAAUUACUGGAGGUGUUAGUUCAGCUUCGAUAGAUUUGUUAUACUUGGAAGUUCAGAGAAGGUCAGAGCAUGUUGAGGACUCUGGUAAAUCAGGCUUGUGCUAUCAAGGUUUCCUAGAUGCUUUUCUCUCUUUGGCAAAGAUUAAGUAUUCAUCCGCUGAUAAUCUACUCGAAUCAGUAUUAAGUUUGAUUGGCUAUUGCGAAACUCAAUUAAAUAAUCACUCUCUUCCCCCGGCUUACAAGCCUCUUCUAAAGAAGAGAACGUCGUCUGGCAAUACAUUUACAAAGCAACUUGUAGACGAUCAUUAA